AUGAGUUUUUUUUCUUUCCCUUUUGAAGUGAAAACUACUUCUUCCUUUACCUGGAAGCUAUGUCUGGAUUUGUGGUUUUGCUGUUUACCCACUGUCAUACAAGGCUGCCAGAAUGUUUUCAUUUCUAAGCCAUAUAAAUUCACAGUUAAUCAUUGGCUGUAUUUAGGGCUCACUCCUGGAAUUUUCUUUUUCCUUUCAGUUGAAAGAGACAAGGACUUUUCACACCACCGACGGCACUACAAGGAAUUCCGAUUUGACCUCACUCAAAUCCCACGUGGGGAAGCCGUCACAGCAGCAGAAUUCCGCAUCUACAAGGAUCGGAGCAACAAUCGCUUUGGGAAUGAAACUUUAAAGAUUAGUAUUUAUCAGAUCAUCAAGGAAUAUUCAAAUAGAGAUGCAGACCUCUUUUUGUUAGAUACUCAGAGAGUUCCUGCUUAUGAAGUUGGUUGGCUGGUGUUUGAUAUUACAGUGACCAGUAACCACUGGGUGAUUAAUCCGCAGAACAAUCUGGGGUUACAACUGUGUGUUGAAACAUCAGAUGGUAAGUUCCUAUUUCUAUAG
Staurois parvus is the source of this 561-nucleotide messenger RNA. Lineage: Eukaryota; Metazoa; Chordata; Amphibia; Anura; Ranidae. The record is from the annotation of a GenBank genome assembly.